AUGGCAAAGCGCUGGAGUGUCACCUCUUUAGUGGCACUAGCACUGCUAGGGUGCUUAGUUGGGACAGAGGUAGAAGCUCAGGACUCAAGAUGGCAGAAGCCUGUACCAUCAAUGGCAAAGGGUGCUCCACCUCCUCAGGCACAACAGGAACUCUCACAUCCUCAAAUGCCACAGGUCCAACCUCCACAGCAAAUGGCUCCUCAAGACCCUCAGUGGUCACAGUGGCCACAGGUCCAACCUCCACCACAGCAAAUUGCUCCUCAAUACCCUCAGAGGCCACAGGUCCAACCUCCACCACAGCAAAUUGCUCCUCAAUACCCUCAGAGGCCACAGGUCCAACCUCCACCACAGCAACCUCAAUACCCUCAGAGGCCACAGGUUCCACCUCCUACACAGCAAAAGGCUCCUCAAUACCCUCAGAGGCCACAGGUUCAACCUCCUACUACACAGCAUAAGGCUCCUCAAUACCCUCAAUACCCUCAGAGGCCACAGGUUCAACCUCCUACUACACAGCAAAAGGCUCCUCAAUACCCUCAGAGGCCACAGGUUCAACCUCCUACUACACAGCAAAAGGUUCCUCAAUACCCUCAGAGGCCACAGGUUCAACUUCCUACUACACAGCAAAAGGUUCCUCAAUACCCUCAGAGGCCACAGCCCAGUGUGCCAUUGCAGCCUUCUUUCCAGAGUUGUGAGGUGGCAGUGAGCCAAAAAGUCCCAUGUGGAUCUGCUGAUAUCUCUGCUGCUGGAUGUGAAGCAAUUAGCUGCUGCUUUAAUGGCCAGCAGUGCUACUUUGGAAAAGCAGUGACCGUCCAGUGCACCAUGGAUGCCCAGUUUAUUGUUGUAGUGGCCAGAGAUGCCACUCUACCCAACAUUGACCUUGAGUCAAUCUCACUUUUGGGACAAGGUCAAGGCUGUACACAUGUGGACUCUAAUUCAGGCUUUGCCAUCUACAACUUCCCUGUUACCUCCUGCGGCUCCCUUGUUAUGGAAGAGCCUGGAGUUAUAAUCUAUGAGAACAGAAUGUCCGCCUCAUAUGAAGUGGGAGUCGGGCCUCUUGGAGUCAUUACGAGGGACAGCCACUUUGAAUUGCUCUUCCAGUGUAGAUACACCGGCACCUCUGUUGAAACUGUGGUUGCAGAAGUAUUACCGUUACUAGAUCCUCCUCUACCAGUUGCUGCUAUGGGACCCAUCAGUGUUCACCUGAGGUUGGCUAACGGACAAUGCAAUUCAAAGGGUUGUAAUGAAGUUGAUAUGGCCUAUUCCUCGUUCUACACGGAGGACAUGUAUCCUGUGACCAAAAUACUGAGGGAGGCUGUGUACGUGGAGGUUGAACUCCUUGGAAAGACAGACCCCAACCUUGUCCUGACUCUUGAUCGCUGUUGGGUAACCACAAGCCCCAUCCCUCACAAUCUGCCCCAGUGGGACAUUCUGAUAGACGGGUGUCCAUACAGUGAUGAUCGCUACUUGUCCUCACUGGUUUCAGUGGGUCCCUCCUCUGGUCUGGACUUCCCCAGUCACUACAGGCGUUUCCUUUUCAAAAUGUUUACCUUUGUGGACCCCAAUUCAAUGGUACCCCUGAAGGAAGAGUUGUACAUUCACUGCAGUACAGUUGUGUGCAGUCCUGUACCAGGCUACUCCUGUGAACCAUCAUGCUUCAGAAAAAGGAGAGCUGUCAUGGAUGAGCGCCAGAGGACGACUGAGCCGAAGGUUGUGGCUUCUGUUGGACCAGUGAACAUGAGUGCCUCUGCCGAGUAAACAGCACAGAGUCUAGUUCAAGUAUUUGGCCGAGAAAAUUUUGUAAAAGA
Molecule: messenger RNA, 1805 nt
Organism: Anoplopoma fimbria (sablefish)
Lineage: Eukaryota; Metazoa; Chordata; Actinopteri; Perciformes; Anoplopomatidae
Product: zona pellucida sperm-binding protein 4-like
Exons: 11
Coding region: 1-1755 (584 amino acids)
Biological process (GO): binding of sperm to zona pellucida; prevention of polyspermy
Cellular component (GO): egg coat
Molecular function (GO): structural constituent of egg coat; acrosin binding
Source: RefSeq, a predicted model, not a curated record